Messenger RNA from Amoebophrya sp. A120, 1815 nucleotides. Lineage: Eukaryota; Dinophyceae; Syndiniales; Amoebophryaceae. The record is from the annotation of a GenBank genome assembly.
AUUUCGUUUUCGCCGUAAAGGCUUGACUCCUGCCAGGAUAAGCAGACUGCACUGACAAUGUGUUUUUUUUGCAAAUGGUUUUUCGGAUUUAUUUGAAGAUAGAUGGUCGCAAGUUCCACCAUUUGAAACAGACAUCAUGUCUUCCGGUAAAAAUCAAUCUCGGCAGCCACUCCGGCGCCCCCGCGGGCGUGCGGAGGGGUCAGCAAACUACGGGUCUACAUCAAAUCCGCCCGCGCAAAAAUCGAUGGAGAUGGACGCGGGCGGGGAUCCGCUGGGGAGCGACUUUGUGUUGCGCCAGGAGCUAAUGCGUCGGGAUUGCUUGGAGCUGUGCUGCGGCUGCGAGUGCGGGAACCGGUUUUUGCUCCUACCGCGCACUAAAACCGGCAAGAAACCGCUCCGCAAAAUCUACCUGACCGAAGAAAGUACGUGCUGCCAAAAGGUCUUUUGCGGGCCCUGUCGCGCGUUGACCAUGCACGGGUACUUUUUCGGCUCGGACCAAAACGAGGCGGUCAACCGUCGGGAGCCGGCAACCGACGUGAAAGUGAUGGAAAUGUCGAAGGACUGUGCGUGCGUGUGCUGCUGUUGCUGCUGCGGCGAGGAAUGUACGAAAUGCGGGCAACCGAAGCUGUUCGUGAAGCUGAGCGAGGACAUAAACACGAACUUCGCCGAAAAAGAUAAAGGUUUUGCCCCCAUCGGCCACAUCCAGAACCACGCGGCCUGCUGCAAGGUGCGGCAAACCAUCUACGUAGACCAGUACAGUACCACGGAACCGAAAUUCGAGAUGGUUGGAUCCUUUCUACGCAAUCUCGCAAAUAAAGUCGUUGUGAUGUACAUGUAGUACAGCUAGUCACCAGGAAUGUUGCACGCAGUAGUUGAAGUUUCUUGGUGACGGAUGAUUUAGUAAGCAUGGGUUUGCAACACGUGCCGUUGAUUUGCAUUUGAUGUUUACAUCUUGGACGACAGAACUUCUUACUCUUCGCAAAUACUGGUAUAAUUCAUUGUUCCGGACCAGCACACAGCACAACUUUAACUUUUGCGCAGGAUGAGUGUGCCAGUGCGGAAAUUUCUUUCCCUGUUGCGAGGCGACGUUCGAUGUGCAGGACCUGGAUUCCUCGAAGAAUUUUGCGAAUUCGGGGGGAAAAAUCACCAAGGAAAGUCGAGAUGCGUGCUCGAAGGGAAUGCUGAAGGAGGCUUUUCUCGCACUGCAGAAUUUUCACGUGGAACCCGCGGAGGGAGCGAAGUACGAAGAAAAAGCCAUGCUGGCAGCGGCAGCGAUGUUGCUAGACUUGACAAUCUACGAAAACCAAGGCAGUUCUUAAAAUAAAAAUUCUGCAAGUUUUUCGUCAUAUUUUUCAGUAAAAUUUGUUUGGUAACGUAAACGUCUACACACCUGAGCACAUGUAUAUUUCUGUGUUGCAACAUCAUGAUCAUGUAUAUAAUCCAAGAAAUUAGCAAGAUAUUGGCACGCUCUUUCUUGCGCAGCUGGCGCCAACUGCAGUUUAGUACAUACAUAACAGGAGCAGAAUAGAUACACGCUCCUCAUGCCUUUAGUUUUGAUGCGGAGCCAACUUUGAUAUUAGCGUAGUUUACUCGAACUUGUUGAGAAUUUGGAAUGCAGGAGCAUGCUACAACGUUUACACAAGAAUUUAGACGAUUAGUGCCGCAAGAGAAGCAAAAUCGUCGAAGGGUGUUCUCGGCCGACUCGGAGUUCCUCGAUAAAAAUUGUUUUUUUUCGCGGACGAAUCCCACGAGACAUUCGUUAGGGGAGAAAAAUCUUGCCAUCUCUACAAAAAUUUUGUACCACCAGAACACGCG